This is a messenger RNA of Effrenium voratum, 609 nucleotides long. The record is from the annotation of a GenBank genome assembly. NCBI's taxonomy places the organism in Eukaryota, Dinophyceae, Suessiales, Symbiodiniaceae.
AUGGCAGAGCCGCCGGAGCGCUAUGCACUGGUGAUGUGCGAUGCGCAGCCCGACUUGCUCAAUUCUCUGCCGGAGGAGGCCCGCAGCGAGCUGCUGCGGAACCUACAGCAGCUCCUGGAGGGCGCGCGGCGUGCCAACUGGCAGAUCGUGUUCACCGGCCUGCGCUUCCCCAGCGGCUAUGCCGGCGUGCCGAAGCGGCACCGGGUCUUCGGCGGGCUCCAGCGGCUCAACGAGAAGCAGGGCGACGAGCGAGUGCACUGGUUCAUGGAGGGCUUCCCUGGGACCGACAUCGCGCCAGAUUUGGCGCCCCUGGAGGGUGAAGAAGUGCUCUGGCGCCAGCGCAUGCGUCCCGAUGACCGGCUCUUAGACGUUCUGAGGGCGAAGAACAUCACCAAGGUGGCGGUGGCCGGGCUGAAGACGGGCCAAGGCGUGCUGCAGGCCGCCGAACUCCUGGCAGACGAUGGCCUGCUGCUGUACUUGGCGCCGCUCGUUCUCGCGCUUUCCGCGAAAUACGCCAUGAACAUUGAGGGCGUCGCAGUCAUGCUGCCAAAGAACUGCACGUAUUGCAGCGCCAAGCCCCAAAGAAGUGGGCUGAACCACUCCGCGUAG